ACGGGUCUGUAUAGCGUCUCAUCCGGGGAUUUACAUGUUAAGUAAUCGACGCCGUGCUGAAAAGCUCGCGAGACUUCCUGAUUAACCAUCCAAUAUCGGGUCUCGGUGCAUGAAAAGUAAGGUAGAAAAAACGGUUUCCAGGAGGUUUACAUUAAGAAGAAAGAAGACGUCGAGGACGGGGCAACCGAUUUCCCUUGAUGCUGACAAACAAAGCCAACGUGUAAGGUUACAUCAAAGACCGAUAAUCCUCGAGAGAAUAUCCGGCGGCGAAGCACAAAAGAGCAACUCGGAGCGCUUUAAUCUGAUGACCAGAUUGGACAUCUUCAAGAUUUUGAUGACAGAAGACACCUUUACCAUCAGGUCUCCUGGGAUAUGUAGCUUGGAUCAUUCUGACUAGAGCUUGUAUGUCCAAUACCAGGAUUGGAUGCAACAAGCAUCGAUUUCCAGUCCUGGUAGAGAAUGGCUCAUAGGUGGAAUCCAUUCUUUCAUAGCCUUCCACCACUGUCAUCGGAUCCUGGGACUCUAAGGAGAACAUCGGACUCAGAUGGAACUCUGUCCCAACGUGCAGAGAACUUUAUUGGACAUCAUGGUUUCUCAGGUACAGCAGCUUCACAAGAAGCUCCUGUAUCACACACAAACUUCAACACUAACUACUACACAAAUCCUCGUACCGAAGAUUCAAGAUCAGACUGUGUUUAUGAAAGAUACUGCCAAACACAAUGGCAACCUGAUGGAGAACAGCUAGAGAAGGACUACAUGCAAAGAUGUGGAAAUAAUUUCUCYAGUUUUGCCACAGAUGAGUUGCCAACAUCAGACUCUUUUCAAUCAUCUUUUACACCGGAUUUACAAGGACUUAAGCAAAAUUGUGAAAUGUCAUCCACAUCCUGUCUCGCGGACUACUCCUCUAUAAGCAGCUGCUCAGAUAUAGACGAUGGUGAAGAAAGACCUUCUUGUAAAUUUAUUGGAAGUGACACAUUUCCAAAGCAAAAUGCUGAGAUUGAUUCAAAAGAUAGCUCAGCAGAUUAUUUCUUUAAUGACAAUGAAAAUUGUAAUUUUCAGUCUGGUAAUCUGUGUCCUAAUGUGUCAGAAACAAAUGCAUUUUCACUGAAAACAUAUGCAGGACAURGUCAGUCUUCUACCUCUUGUAUGAUGACCACUACAGGGAGUGAGACUGUACUUAAUGGGAAUGAUGRUGGUAGUUUUCAAGAUCAGGAACCAAAAGAGGACGUGGAAAGAAAUCUUAAAGACAGUUCAUAUCCUGACUUUUUAAUGACUGGGAACUUGACUGAAAUUGGAAUUAAUCAGUAUCCUAUGGACAAGGAAGAGGACUGUCAGAUCAAAUCACCUGGUUCAGCUUUGUUUGACAAUAAGCAAAUUCACACUGAUGGAAAACUCUUCAAACAACUGGAGAAUGAAAGUGAGGGAUUUGGAAAUCCAGACUUCACUGCCGAUCAACAUACAAUUGUGAGUGAAAAUGUGCAAAGCCAAAUUCAUGUUGGAGAAAGUUCAAAAGGACAAUUGAGUUUAUCGAACAGUGAAAUUUCAGACGAGCUUAAAACCAUUAAUUCAAAUUCUACUACAUGUGAAAACGAACCAAACAAAAUCGAUCAUCAGAGAAAAGAAAUUCAGACGCAAGUGUCUCAGUCGGCAGAUCCUGACCGUGAACUAAAUGAAUGUGCUUUGAGUAGCAGCGAUCAUGACGUUGAAUCCAGCCUGCAGUUAUCUGAAAAGCAGUCCUGUCAAAGUCCAGCUCAGGACGUUAUUUGUGAAGUCCCCACUGAGAUGGAUGAUGCUCAACUGACUGAUAYUGCUGUUGCAAACUUUUCAGAAACCUGCUUGCACCCAAAUAAUGUCAACUCAGACAUUAACAUUGAAAAAGAAAUGCAAAAAAUUCAAGAGUUUCCAAGUACAGAAGGUACAACUAAAGGUUUUUCUCCAGAUCUGGAUUGUUGUGGCCCAAGAGACACUGGUUCUUUCAUUGGUACCAAUACCAAGGAAAAGAAAAAUGUGGCCAGUUGUGACUUGUCUGAUGUAGAGACAAACAGUUCAAGAACAGAUGAAAAUUUUCAAGGAGAUGGAUUAAGUUUAAAAAAGACAAAUCUUUCCCCAGAUCUGGACUGUGUUAGUCCCAUUGUCACAAAAGACAGAAUUUGUGAGAAUACCAUUAAUGAAAAUGGUCAAGAUGCUGCUAGUCGUGCAGACUCUGCUUCAGAUGAAUGCUGCUCAAGCACAGAUGUGCAUUCUGGUAUAGAAAUGGAAAUAAUUCCCACAGAAAAGAUGACCCCAAAUCAUCCUUCCCUUGAUAACACCAGCGGAACUCUAACAAAUGAUAUUGGUGAUGUGAAGAAUAAAAGUGGUAAAAGCAAUYCUGAAUCCUGCACAAAGCUAAAUGCUUCUGGUACAAACUUAAAUGCCUGUCUGGAAAUGGAAAGUCCACCAGAUGAGGAAACUCUGGAACUGAAUUUAUCUUCAAAUCAUGAUCCCAGUGUCACCAGUGACAGUCAAUAUGCAAGCACUAAAGACCUCGUUAGUAAUGCAGAAUCGAUCUUACUUCCAAACAGCUCAAACACAGAUUUGAAUCCCUGCCUUUCAAAGGAAUGGGAAAGUCCCUCUGGAAGAACAAGUACUACCACCCACUCAGAUCUGGAAUGUAAUACCCAAACUCUGACAAGUAGCGACAACAAGCAAAAUGUUUCAGAAACAGAAGAAUCCUGCUUACAGCCAAAUGACCCGAAUACAACCUUAAAACAAUGUACAGAAAUAGAAUGGACACAGUCAGGAGACAAUAUAAAUUCUACCUCCCUUCCCAAUCAACAGCAUUCACUACCUGAAAGUUAUGCACCACAUGAGUCAAUAGGUCCUAGUGUAGAAAUUGCUGAUAAUGCAAGAGAGUCAUUGGAAAAGUUGAACUUCCCAACCCAGGAACAGUCAGCGCCUGGCUUGUUGUAUGGUGAGCCACUGUCAGGAGAAGACUCUUCAUGUAGUACUGACAAAACUGAUCUUGCCUCAAGUCAGCAUGAAGAAACUGUUAUGAAAAGCCACAAUGACAACAUYGUAGACAGGCUGGAGAAAGCAGCACCUCAAAUGAUAUCAUCUCUGCAAAUGAGAAAAUUGCUGCACCCUGUUGUGAUAUUAACAAACUCAGAGUCAUCAAAUGGAAAAAGCCACUACUGUGCUUAUUGUCAACACACAUCCCAUACUGUUGAUGAGCUGAUUGAGCAUCACUGUUGUAGCCAUCCAAUGCCCAGUUUUCAACAUUGCAAAAAUUGUGAUAUUUAUCUGACAAACAAACAAAACGAGCAUGUUUGUGGUGUGGUCCAAAAAAGCCUCUUGCUCUUUUCUGAAGUCAUUCYAGAUAAGAAAAAUAGAGAUUACAACCGCUACAAGUGCAAUAAGUGCAACCUCCUGUUUUCAAAAGUGUAUGUUUAUGUCAAGCAUAUGCGAGGUCACACUGGCAAAACACCAUAUAGGUGCAAUGAUUGUGGCGUGUAUUUUGCACAGACUUGUUCCCUGCGGAUGCACAAACGGAUGCCUGGCAGAUGCAAGGGUUCCAAACUACCAAAAAAAAUACCUGAUGCUGUAUUUGGCAAAGCUGAAACAUCACCUCAGCAAGAUGUGGCACAGAAGAAUUCAUAUGAAAGAAUGAAAAACUGCUACGUCAGACUCAUUGACAUCUCCAACACGAAUAUGUGUCAUUUGUGCGGUGCAAUGUUUCCUUCUGUAAAGAAAGCCAAAAAGCACUACUUCAAUGUACACAAGAGAAAGAAGCAAGUUGCUUCAUCAAAGCAGUUGACCAAAAAAGUCCCYAAAAAGACUCCUCAAAAAGUGGCAAGUGGGAUAGAUGAAAACUACAAAUGUCCCCUUUGCCCAAGGCUUUUCAAGUACUCUUACAACAGGGCUCGGCAUUUGCGGGACUGUAUCAGAAAUGAAAUAAGUUGUGGGAAGAAGAAAAUUGGUGACAAAUAUGUCUGUCCAUUGUGUACAACUACCUUCACAUCAACAUGUACCAGAUAUAGACACAUUAAAAUGAUUUGCCUGCGGGAAUGUCUUAACCGGCUCGCAAAUGAAAAGAGGCUGAGGCUAGGAAGAAAGGGCACACCACAAUCAAAGGACAACAUGCAGAAAAUACAAUUGAAAGAAAGUGAGCCUGAAAGUCAAGCACUACCAGUUUUAACAGGCUCCGAGAGUGUUACAAUGUACAAAUGCAAUCUCUGCCCGGCGGUUUUUCGUAAUCCCUCUGGAAAGUAUAGACAUAUGAAAAAGCAUGAAUUAUUUAACCUCACUGGGAAAGUAAUCAAGUAUAAACAUUCUGUUUCCUCACUGUCUAAACCAGUCUCUCCAAAUGAUGCAAAGACUGAAGAAAGCAGCAGUCAGUCAGAAACGGUUGAAGAAAAUGUAAAUCAUGUUCUAAGCUGUCGCUUUUGUGAAAAAAGUUUCAACCUUUUGUUGGCACUAAAGAAACAUGAGAGAAAUCACAGAGGUGAAAGACCAUAUUGCUGUCAGGAAUGUAAAAAGCGAUUUAAGCAACGUGCUCAUUUGAUUUCUCACAAAAUGAUUCACCAGAAAAGGUACAAGUGCACAGCCUGCAAGAAAAAUUUCCUAACUGUUGGAGAACUGCUACAGCACAGGAAAGCACUCCAUAAAAGCGGAAAGCUUCAGUGUCCAGAUUGUUCGUCAGAGUUUGAUUAUCCUGCUCAUAUGCUACGACAUCUAAAGACCCACAAAAAUAAAGACCUAAAAGCUCAUCAGCCAGAAAAGGAAAUGCCACCAAAGCAACAGCAGCCCUUGAAAACUGUUGAAAAGGCGAAUGCACCAAAGCCGCAACAAUGUUCRUUGUGCAAAGAAGUGUUUGAUGAUUCCAACAUACUAAGAAAACACUGUCUGACACACAUUUCAAAGUCUUCUUCAAACCAGUGUCCAUUUUGCAAGAAACAUUAUCCUGAUCGCCGCAAUUUGCUGCGCCAUAUGGUCAGACACACUGGAGACAAACCAUUUUCCUGCACUAAAUGUGGAAAACGAUUUUAUAGAGCCAUAUAUCUUGAAAUGCACUCUCGGAAUUGUUUGUCUCAACGUGGUCAAAAUGACAAAACAAAUCUACGUAAAUAUUUUACGUGUUCUAAAUGUCCCAGGAGUUUUACUAGAAAAGACAGAUUUCGAAGGCAUCUUGAUGGCCACAAGGCAAACCGUCUGUUUCCGUGUGAAAUAUGUGGUGAGUUCUAUGGAAAUACUAAAAUGAGUCUUCACCAAUCAAUGUGUGGGGAGACCACAAAGCUUUCUACUGAUGACAAAUUGACUGGUGGGAAAUCUGAACAAAGUUCAACAAAGAUGAGCCAAAACAUUCAAAACACAGUUUCAGAAACGAAACAGAACAUCCAAAAAACACCUUCAGAAAUUAACAAGAACAUUCAUAAAACGCCUCCACGUUCUACUGCAUCCAAAUUACUCUCCUAUAAAUGUCCAUACUGUACACAGAGGUUCAAGUACGCAUCAUAUUUCUUGAGACAUCUUGUUUCACAUACUGGCGUGCAACCUUAUGCAUGCACGCGCUGUGGCAAAAGAUUCAAAAGUCAGACAAUGCGUUUAAACCAUGAAGAGUCUUGUAAUGAUAAGGUUGAGGAUCAAUCAAAACCCAAAAGUGAUGGUGAAACAAAAAUGGACACUCUUAGAGAAAAAAUCCUGAUGUCCCCAACAGAGAACGAACCAGAGUACAAGUGUAAGUUCUGCACAAAAAUCUUUAUGAAACCACAAAGCCUGAGACAUCACAUUUUGAAACACAAUGAGGUGAAGCCUUAUCGCUGUAAAGCCUGUGACAGCUGUUUUUCAAGGUACGAUCAUCUGAAAGUACACCAAUCCCACUGCACUGGCAAAAAGACACGACUGGAGGUCAGAAUCCCCAAAAUAAGUCUAGAGGAUGUUGGCAGAGGCUGGCAAACAAAGUUUAACCUCACUCCUCUUGAUAAACAGGAGACAUACAAUUGUGAAGUCUGCUUGAAAAGCUUCUUAACACAGUCCAAACUUUCCAGACACAUUACAAUGUUCCAUUCUGUAAAACCAUUCAAGUGCACACACUGUGGCUCCGCUUUCUCUCAUGAAAAGUCUCUUAAAGCACACCGGAAGUGGAAAAGGUGCAGACAGCCAACCAGUUCAACAAAGACCACACUGGCGAAAGAUAGUAAUCAACCAGCAGAAACUAUUCCAAAACCACCUAAUGAGACCAGAAAUCGCAUCCUACUGAGGAUCCAGCCUUUUAUGAAUAAAAAAUUCAAGUAUGUAUGUAGUUACUGCCCUCGCUCUUUUAAACACAGUGGUCAAUUAAGUGUGCACGUUCGUUUACACACUGGGGAGAAGCCAUAUUCCUGUGAGUAUUGUGAAGAGAAAUUCAUAAGGAAGGAUUAUUUGGACCGUCAUUAUCUGAAGUGCAAGAAGAAAAGUAAGCAAAACAAACUUCUUUGUGACAAAUGUGGAGGCUUUAUCAACAAGAUUGAAGAACACAAACAUGGUUGUCCUGUAAGACAUAUCUGUAAAUACUGUGGAGAGAAGUUCCAAAAGGAUUCUUUGAUGAGCCAUUUGUUAAAGUGCAACAAAGGACCUCAGAGUGGCAAUGUUCUCUGUGACAGGUGUGGAGGAUUUUUUCCACAGGACAAGCUUGAAGAUCACAAAAAAGGUUGCACUUCAAAACCAGGCUCAUCAUCAGUUCAAAGUCCACCAAAAGGCUUUUCUUGUGCUUAUUGUAGUUCAAGAUUUUUGCUGUUUUCACAGCUCCAAGAGCACUUUUUAAGUACACACAAGGUUGAAACAAUGAAUCCACCGGAGUCGACUGCCCCCCUCCAACAGCUUUUGUCCGAUAUACCAAACAUCAAAGAAGAGUCUGUUGAUGAGGGUUUUGGAGAAAGRCUUGGUGACGAUGAUAAUGUAAUCUCUAAACCAGACACAGCUCCUAAGAGUGACGUAUUUUCAGAGUUUGUUUGCUCUCAGUGCAAUAUGUGCUUUACCAAUAAAGCUGGACUAACUGGUCAUCAGCGUGUGCAUUCCACAGAACCUCCACAUAACUGUAAGACCUGCAACAAGGGCUUCUGGAAUAAAACUCAACUUCGAAAUCACAAAAGGAAAUGUAGAUCAAAAACAACCCAACAGCUGGAAGGUCCUGUGAAAGCAAAAAUUGAUUUUGCGCUUCAUGACUCUGAGCUUGUGUUAAAAGACUCUGAAACAACAACCGACACUGAGGUUUUGCAAACAGACCUUCCUUGCAAUGAAGAGUCAGAAAACGAAUCCUCAAAAAGCUCCUCUGAUAAUCAGGUGCAGAGCAGCUCAAGUACGGAAAAGAAAACGGUGCAGUACCAAUGUUCAGAAUGUGAUCAAACCUUUACUGACGGCUUGCUACUUAUAAGCCACCUCGAAGACCAUGGAAGGGAAGAACAAGAGAAAAAGCAAAAUAUAUGUACAGUGUGUGGGAAGGUGUGCUCUAGUCAAGGAAAUCUAGAAAAACACAUGAGGAUUCAUGUAAUUAACCAAAGAUACUCUUGUGCCCACUGUUCCAAAGUGUUCCCCACCAUGUUGGAGCUUGAAAAACACAAAACAAGUCAUGAUCCCAACAAGCCCUGUAUUUGCAAACUGUGUCAACAACGUUUCUGGACAAGGCCAGAAAUGUGUGACCAUUACAGAACAGAACAUGCAGAUGACGUGUUCCACUGUCAGCUCUGCAGCAAAGUCUAUCCCAUCAAGAAAUCACUGACUUAUCAUUAUAAAAAAUGGCACGCGAAAGAUUGGAAAGAYCUUCAAAGUGCAAAGUUGGAAAAGGGCAACAGUGAACAGCAAUCUAGCAGUCAUGUAAGUACAAAUAGUACAAAUGAUGACAGUGAUGAGGAUGAAAAUGACGACAGUGACAGCGACUCUGACUCUGCACCAUAUUUCCCGUGCCACGUGUGCGGAAAGACUUUUCCAACAUCAGAGAGUCUUGAGGAUCACCAGCUGUGUCACCUGGGCGAAAAACCGCAUGAAUGUGCAGAGUGCGGCAAAUGUUUCUUCCAAUCAUCUCAACUGCAGCAGCACCAACGAAUGCACAAGUCUGAAUUUCAGUGUCAAACGUGUGGCAGAGGGUUUGUUUCUCUUUUUGCGCUGCGAACUCACAAGCAUACUCAUGGGAAGAGUCGCCAGUAUCGUUGUUCCAAGUGUCACCUCUUUUUUACCGGACCCACUCAGCUUGCAGAGCACAUGUCUACCCACCGUGAAGAGAGCUUCCCUUGUGAUAUAUGCAAUAAGGUAUUUCAGUCCAAGAGCAGUAGAGCCGAGCAUCGGAAGAGCCAUUCUGUGUCAGGUGAUGAGCCAUCGCCUCCAGAUUCAAAAGGAAGGCAUGAACAGUCUGACAGCCUUAUUGGAUACAAUUCAGAGUUCCGGUAUCGCUGUGGCAUUUGUAGAGAGCGCUUCAGAGAUCCAGAGGAGCUUUCAGAACAUGGCUGCAUGGAAGCCAAAGAGCGACCCUACACCUGCACAAGCUGCAAUCAACAUUUUCUCCAUGCAUCUCAUCUGAAAAAGCACAUGAACACCCAUCAACCACCAUGGACUGAAAGAGAGUAUCCAUGCAAUCAGUGCAACAGUAGCUUUUCCUCCUCGCAACACUUCCUCAAACACCUCAAGAAUCAUGUCAAUGCCCCAACAGGAAUUAAAAGUGCCAGUCUCAUAUGUCCAGUUUGUCACCUGUGUUUUGCCAGUGCCACUGAACUCAUUCAUCAUUUCCCAAUGCAUCCUGAUAAUGCACCUGAUGGAGAAAAUCUUCAACUUGAUCCCUCUGAAAGUGAGCUUGAAAAACAGGAGCUUCUUCAUCCAAGAUCAGCUUCCGAGUAUGAAUGCACAAAGUGCGGAGGGACCUUUCUGGGGUGCGAUGCUUUCCGUCAUCACAGUUGUUCCCAAAAUCUGCCGGCAAUGAUGGGGAACAAAUAUCCAACAGCUGUAAGUCCAACUCAUCAGGCAGCAGGGGAGGAAGAGGAGGUUGAUGUUACUGGAGAGGACUUGUACACUUGCAGUGAGUGCUCAAUGCAGUUCUCCUCCAAAAGUAGCCUAUUGGAGCAUCAGAACACGCACCACUCGAAUUGGAGGCAGUACCCUUGCGAUCAUUGUGGAAAAAUAUUUGCUAAGAGCUCGUAUCUUAAAAAGCACAAGAACAGACAUCUCUUGAAAGAGCUCCCCAACAAUGCAGCUGAACUGGUUGAGAAGAAGUUCGAAUGUGCUCAGUGUACUGAAGUAUUUAAAACAGCCCAAGAGUUGUCUGUGCACAUGCGGCUGCAUGCGGAAGAACAAGCGGGAGAAUACCGUUGCGACAUGUGCUACAAGUCAUUCAGCAAGCGAUGUCUUCUGAGGCAUCAUCAAGAGAGCCAUGUUGGGGAAGUUGUAUAUGAAUGCACAGAAUGUGACAAAGCCUUUGCUUUUCCUCACCUCCUGGAGGAACAUCAACAGGCCCAUGCAAGAUCCUCUAAAUAGUAGUAGUAGUACCAACAUAGUUACCUUGCAUACCCUUUGAUAAUUAUGGUGUUUUGAAAUGUCUUCAUGCUUUUCACCUGUGUAUGUUCACUUGUACUUAAAAAUUUGGUCCUUUUUUGCCCUUGUGAGUUAUUGAAAAAGCGUUUGGCUAAUGUGAUUUUGACCCGAGCAUUUCAAAAUAAAUUUUAGUUGUGUACAUUUUAGUUUUAUUGUGGAGAUUUGUGUACAACAAAUUAGUCAUAUAGUUUCGGGACAGUGUUUGUAAAUAGGUGUGUUAAAAAAUGUUUAAAAAAAUGGGAAACAAUGUUUCAUGUUAUUGACUCAGAUUUUUGAGUUUCAACAUAAUUUGAGAUACUUUUGUUCAGUUCUGUUGAUGAAAGUUAAAGUAGACAACCCUGGUAAUUUUAAGCCUUUGAAAUUUUCUAUGGUUGGACUAUUCCUGUAUUAUAUAUAUAUAUAUAAUUUUGUAACUUUCAAUUAAUUUAGAGUAGCAUCUUGUACAGACAUUGAAAAAUGCUCGAAUGGAACUGUUAUUUUCACCACCAGAGGAUUUUCCCCUUGUUAUUUCUUUCUUUCAUUUUUUUCUUUUUUAAAAAAAUAAGUUGAUGCAUUUAUGGAGUAAAUAUCAACUUUAAAUCCA
This is a messenger RNA of Austrofundulus limnaeus, 10114 nucleotides long. Its product is annotated as zinc finger protein 1035. The record is from RefSeq and is a predicted model, not a curated record. The transcript has 4 exons. Lineage: Eukaryota; Metazoa; Chordata; Actinopteri; Cyprinodontiformes; Rivulidae. The coding region runs from base 460 to 9474 and encodes 3004 amino acids.